AUGAGUACAUUAAUGUUUGGUCAAUAUAUUAUCAGAGCAUCUGAAGUAUUCUUUGAAACAAAGUUAUCGAUGGCACUGGUAAAUUUGAAACCUGUACUACCUGGUCAUGUAUUGGUAUGUCCAAAGAGAGUUGUAAAGAGAUUCUAUGAUUUGUCACCGGAGGAGAUUAACGAUAUCUGGCAGUCUGCAAGUAGAAUAUCGAGGGUGAUAGAGAAGCAUUUCGAUGGUGACGGUAUGACUUUUGCGAUUCAAGACGGCAAGAAUGCAGGACAGACCGUAGAGCACGUACACAUCCACAUCAUACCAAGAAAGAGAACCGACUAUGAAAACACCGAUCAAAUCUACACUGAAAUCGAAAAGGAAAGACAACCACGUACUCUCGAAGAGAUGGCAUCUGAAGCAGAAACCCUAAGAGUUUAUUUCAAAGACAACAACGAUCUUAUUGAAAAUCAAACAAAAACAACAACAACAACAACAAAUCAUCAACUAGAGUGUAUAAAUUAUCAGAUGUCAAGUAGUAAUAAAACAACGACAACAGAACAACAACCACCACCACCAGUGUGUAGUGUUGAGAAAGGAGAUGAUGAAGGUUUAUUUAAAUUCUCAUUCGAGAGAAGUCCAACCAUAAAGAGAAUCGCACUGUUGACAAGUGGUGGUGAUUCCUGUGGUAUGAAUCCAGCGAUUCGUGCAUUCGUACGUGCAUCUCUAAUUAAAGGUGCCGAAGUCUUUGCUAUUCGUGAGGGUUACAAUGGUUUAGUACAAGAUUCUAUCAUCCCAUUGAAUUGGGGUAGUGUUGCAUCCAUUAUCAAUCGUGGUGGAACUAUCAUUGGUACUGCAAGAUCGGCGGAAUUCAGAACGAGAGAAGGCAGAAAGAAGGCAGCUUUCAAUUUGAUAAAGAAUAAGAUCAAUAAUCUCUUGGUGAUUGGUGGUGACGGUAGUUUGACCGGUGCCAACUUGUUGCGUGAGGAAUGGUUCGGAUUGCUCAGUGAGUUGGUUCAGGAGAAGUUGAUCGAUGCAUCGAUUCCCGAGUCCGAUUUGGGAAAGCUGUCGAUCGUCGGUAUGGUAGGAUCGAUCGAUAACGACAUGUAUGGAACGGACAUCACCAUCGGUGCCGACACUGCCAGUCACCGUAUUCUCGAGUGUAUCGAUUCCAUCCUUAGUACUGCAGUCAGUCAUCAACGUUCAUUCGUAAUCGAAGUUAUGGGUAGAAAUUGUGGUUGGUUGGCAUUGGUAUCUGGUUUGGCAACUGGUGCAGAUUAUAUAUUUGCACCGGAGAAUCCACCUGAAGCCGGAUGGGAAGAUGUCAUGCUUGAGGGAUUGGAAAGAGGUAGAGUUUCCGGUAGAAGAUGUUCAUUGAUUAUUGUUGCUGAGGGUGCAAUCGAUUCCAAUGGUAAUCCAAUCAGUUCAUCCUAUGUCCGUAAGGUAUUGGAGGAGAAAGGUGGAUACGAUGCACGUAUCACUAUUCUUGGACAUGUACAAAGAGGUGGUGUGCCAACUUAUUGUGAUCGUUAUAUUGCAACAAGAAUGGCAGUUGAAGCAGUCAACUAUUUAUUCUCAAAGACCGCCACCUGUGAACCAAUGAUGAUUGGUAUGGUUGGAAAUAGAGUAGUUAGAAAACCACUGAUGGCUUGUGUAAAAGAAACUCAAAAAAUAGGUGCAUUACUAAAGGAAAAGAAAUUUAAAGAAGUUGUACAGUUGCGUGGUCCAUUGUUUGAGGAGUUUAGUGAUAUUUUCGGAAUCUGUGCCAAUCUCAAGAGAAUGAACAGCCCCAAGAAGAAUUAUAAUAUUGCGAUCUUGCAUUCCGGUGGACCGUCGCCAGGUAUGAAUCCAGCGGUUCGUGCUUUCACUCGUCUCGGUAUCGAUGCCGGCUUCGGAGUGUACGGUAUCUUCAAUGGUUUCAAUGGUCUGGCCAAGGGAGAUGUCCGUGAGAUGACUUGGAUGUCGGUCAACGGUUGGGCCGUCAUGGGUGGAGCGGAGCUUGGAACGAAUCGCUCCGUGCCAAACGACUCCAACAUCGAGGCGAUCAUUGCCAACAUUGAGAAAUUCAAGAUCAAUGCUAUUCUGAUGUUUGGUGGAUUCAACGGUUACGUCGGUAUCUCCAAUCUCUACGAGUACCGCAAGAAGUACAAGCAACUGGAGAAGGUCGCCAUGAUUUGCGCGCCUGGAACCAUUGCCAACAACGUGCCGGGCACUGAAAUUUCAGUGGGUGCCGACACCUGUCUCAACAAUAUUCUUGACGCACUUGACAAGAUCAAACAAUCGGCUGUUGCUUCGCGUCGUUUGUUUGUGGUUGAGGUGAUGGGUGCGCACUGCGGUUACCUCUGUGCGAUGUCAUCGUUGACCAGUGGUGCCGAGCGCGCCUACACCAUGGAGGAAGGUGUCACCCUGAAAUCGCUGACAGCCGAUCUCAAGAUGUUUAGCAACCGUUUCAAGGGCGACAAUCGCAUCGGUUUGAUCAUCACCAGCGAGAAUGCAUCGUCGACCUACUCCACCCAUUUCAUCUACUCACUCUUCAAGGAGGAAGGCAAGCAUCUCUUUGAUGCGCGUGAGUCGAUUCUCGGACAUCUCCAGCAGGGUGGCAAUCCUUCGGCACUCGACCGUCUGGCAGCAUCGCGUCUUAUGAACCAGUUUGUCAAGCUGAUCGACGAGGAGUGCAUCAAGAAGGGCAACGCCGUUGCCGGUUGCAUCGGUAACAUCGAAGGCGCCAUCAAAUUCACCGAUAUCGAGCAGAUGAAGUUGGAAAUCAAUCAUAAAUACCGUCGUCCAGAGAAUCAGUGGUGGUUGCCACUACUGGAGUUGUCUCGUAGAAUCUCGGUGUCGCCACACGACGACAACGGUGAGAACGACCCCUGUGAAGUAGCAAAAGAGCAUCAAGACUCACACAACUUAACCGUAACCUCACCAACCAUUUACUCACAAUCACAAAUUAAUUCAAAUCCUCAAUUAACUCUUUAA
This is a messenger RNA of Heterostelium album PN500, 2955 nucleotides long. It is a transcript of the gene pfkA, whose product is annotated as 6-phosphofructokinase. Gene Ontology annotation, biological process: fructose 1,6-bisphosphate metabolic process; canonical glycolysis; fructose 6-phosphate metabolic process. The transcript is spliced from 6 exons. The record is from RefSeq and is a predicted model, not a curated record. The coding region runs from base 1 to 2955 and encodes 984 amino acids. Gene Ontology annotation, molecular function: AMP binding; identical protein binding; 6-phosphofructokinase activity. Gene Ontology annotation, cellular component: cytoplasm; 6-phosphofructokinase complex. Lineage: Eukaryota; Evosea; Eumycetozoa; Acytosteliales; Acytosteliaceae.